AUGAACGUUGUACCAUUCACACAACAAAUCUACCCAGGCAAAGAAGCAACGGAUCUAGUGGGAUACGAUGGCAUGUCACCAGGCCCUACAUUCUUGAUUGAAAGGGGCCAAGAGACUGUUGUUCGGUUUAUCAAUAACUCGACAAAUCCAAGUGCCGUACACGUGCAUGGAAGUCCAACAAGGGCACCUUGGGAUGGCUGGGCCGAGGAUACUUUCCUGCCCAAUCAGUACAAAGAUUAUUACUACCCCAAUUUCCAGGCUGCCCGUACGAUAUGGUAUCACGACCACGCCGUGGACAUCACCUCGGUCAAUGCGUAUUUCGGACAGGCCGGCGCCUACAUCAUCCACGACGAUGCCGAGGACGCCCUGGGUUUGCCGACGGGCUACGGCACGUACGACCUUCCAAUGAUCCUCAUGUCCAAGGAGUACCAGUCCAACGGGCAGCUGGUCAGCCCGGCAGGCAACACGGUGAGCCUGUACGGCGACGUGAUCCACGUCAACGGGCAGCCGUGGCCGUACCACAAUGUCGAGCCGCGGCGGUACCGGUUCCGCGUCGUCAACGCGGCCAUUUCGCGCGCCUUUGACAUAUACUUUGUGACGCAAAACGACACGACGACUCGCAUCCCGUUCCAGGUCGUCGGCUCCGACUCGGGCCUCUUGUCGAACCCCGUGCAGACCGACAGCCUGCACGUCGGCAUGGGCGAGCGCUGGGAUGUGGUCUUUGACUUUGCCGGCUACGCGGGCCAAAACGUCACCAUGCGCAACCAGGACAACGUGGGCGGUGACGCGACCUACAUCCACACGGACAAGGUGAUGCGCUUCGUCGUGUCCGACGACAGCGUGGACGACUCCUCAACGAUACCCGACGUCCUGGCCGACCUGCCCACACUCCCCGAAAAGGAUACACCCGCGCACACUUUUGAGUUUGCCGUGAGCGCCGACAACAACUGGCUCAUUAACGGUGUCGGUUUUGAUGAUGUGGCGCACCGCGUCCUCGCCAAACCGCCCCGGGGCACCGUCCAGCUGUGGGAGCUCAAGAACGGCGCCGGCGGCUUACUGCAUCCCGUCCACGUACACCUCGUCGACUUCAAGGUGAUCUCGCGGACAGGAGGCCAAAACCGAGGCGUGCAAGAAUAUGAGAAAAAGGGCUACAAGGAUGUCGUCUGGGUCGACCGCGACGAGACCGUCACCGUUGAGGCUUGGUUUGCCCCGUGGGAUGGUGUCUACAUGUUCCACUGCCACAACCUUGUACAUGAGGACCACUACAUGAUGGAUGUGUUCAAUGUUACCCAGAUUGCAGAUUUGGGCUACAACGAGACAGAGUUCAACGACCCCAUGGAGCCGAGAUGGCGUGCCAAGCCGGCCGAUAGUGCUGACUUUACUCCCGAGGCCAUCACAGCCACAGUACAGGCCAUGGCUCUGCUAAAACCUUACAGCGACUGGAAAGAGGUGGAGGAGAAGCUCAAGGAAUACUGGGCUGCCCACGGUGGUGAGAAGAAGAAGAAGGCGAGAACAGUGAGACGACACAUCUGA
Molecule: messenger RNA, 1533 nt
Organism: Pestalotiopsis fici W106-1
Lineage: Eukaryota; Fungi; Ascomycota; Sordariomycetes; Amphisphaeriales; Sporocadaceae
Product: Bilirubin oxidase
Exons: 2
Coding region: 1-1533 (510 amino acids)
Molecular function (GO): copper ion binding; oxidoreductase activity
Source: RefSeq, a predicted model, not a curated record